Molecule: messenger RNA, 1244 nt
Organism: Aspergillus welwitschiae
Lineage: Eukaryota; Fungi; Ascomycota; Eurotiomycetes; Eurotiales; Aspergillaceae
Exons: 1
Coding region: 110-895 (261 amino acids)
Molecular function (GO): oxidoreductase activity
Source: RefSeq, a predicted model, not a curated record
AAUCGCAUCUAUUAAAGCCAGGCAUUUAUAAAAUUGAGGUCACGUUCAAGACGUUACUCUAGGAGACAUACAUUACUUCUAGAUAUCCUCAUAUCUUUCCAGUUACAAGAUGGACGCGAGAAAGUACGCUUCAAAAUUGGCGGGAAAGCAUAUUAUGGUAUUCGGUGGUACUUCCGGCAUUGGUUUCUGUGUUGCAGAAGCCGCUCUCGAGCAGGGUGCGAGCGUCUUCAUCUCCAGUUCAAAUUCGACGAAACUCGCUUCUGCCUUGGAGAAUUUGCUUGCAGCAUACCCAACGGCAAGCAACCGAUUGAAGGGCAAGACGUGUGACCUUUCCGUGACGGAGAAGCUAGAGGAGAAUCUCAUGUCGAUCCUGACCACCGCCACAGAGUCAUCUAAGAUCGACCACAUUGUCUUCACUUCUGGCAACGAUCUCCAUCUCGGUCACGUCUCCCAAAUCGUGAUUGAUCAAGUUUAUGCCGCUGGAGUCGUGCGAUUCUUCGCUCCAAUCAUUCUCGCUAAACUUUGUUCGCGUUUCCUCCAACCCGGUCCGGAAAGUUCGAUCACAUUUACGGGGGGAGCAGGAUCGCAGCGUCCUCCUCCAAAUUUUGCCAUUGCCGGUGCAUAUACGGCAGGGUUAGAGGGGCUGGUGAGGGGCCUGGCGGUGGAUCUAAAACCUUUUAGGGUGAACUUGGUUGCAGUUGGUGCUGUGCACACUGAGAUGUUAGACAGGGCUGGACGCUCUCAGGACGGGCUACUUGAAGCCUUGGAAAGUCAGACAACCAUUGGGCGGCUUGGGAGACCCGAAGACGUCGCUGAAGCCUACAUUUACAUAAUGAAGGAUCACUUCAUCACUGGCUCUACCAUAGAAACAAAUGGGGGCUUUCUUUUGGUCUGAGACAGUCGAACGUUCCCAACACUAUGGACUCAACCGUUCGGAAGGAAGGUAUGCCAGUUUGUUGUGACUAGUUUAGCUUUCUCGAUAAAAAAGGGAAGCUCACGAUAGAACGAACUGUUGCUUGAAGAGCUGUACCAUGACUUCUUUCCAGUUCCCAUUUGGCGUAUAUACCUUAACGUCUUGGUUUGCUGAUUGCUGAUGUCUCCCUCUUCUUGCUUCAUUAGCAGUAUACAAUUUGGACAUGGCUACACCAGGGCUCCGAGUUAGUGCCAUGAAAGCUAGCAUGAGUUGGGCGUAUAGACAAUAAAGGUGCCUUUUCUUUUGAGGGCUAUGCUUAUGAAAAAGCGAC